Molecule: messenger RNA, 1327 nt
Organism: Agrilus planipennis (emerald ash borer)
Lineage: Eukaryota; Metazoa; Arthropoda; Insecta; Coleoptera; Buprestidae
Product: carbonic anhydrase-related protein 10-like
Exons: 8
Coding region: 224-1153 (309 amino acids)
Molecular function (GO): carbonate dehydratase activity; zinc ion binding
Source: RefSeq, a predicted model, not a curated record
GGGGUAGUUGAUAACGUAUCGGCGCUCUUUCUACCACCUACGAAGACGCGACGAAGCUGGGUAGGUUAAUGCCGAAUCAUAUGAUAGGUAAAAUGAUGAACUAGAUGUGAUCGUGGUACUCCGAUGGCUUUCGGCACUUAGUUGCGUUUGUAGUGGCAUUUGGAGGCGCUUAUCAGAAAGCACGUGGAUGCUCUUUCAGUAGACAUGUGCUGACGCCUACGAGAUGAACAUCCUUGCUAGCCUUUUAAUCCUGAUCGGAUUUUUCUUCUGCAAAGUUUGCUGUGACAACUGGCAGGAAUGGUGGACGUACGAUGGGAUAUCUGGUCCCGGCUAUUGGGGGUUAAUGAAUCCACAAUGGAACAUGUGUUCACGUGGCCAACGGCAAUCUCCAAUUAAUGUCGAACCUGACAAACUCUUGUUCGAUCCAACGUUAAGGCCACUGCACAUAGAUAAGCACCAGAUUUCUGGCACUUUAUACAACACGGGGCAAUCGUUGGUCUUUCGAGUGGAUAAAGAUACGAAGCAACACGUGAAUAUUUCGGGAGGUCCUUUAGCGUAUCGAUAUCAGUUCGACGAAAUCUACGUACACUACGGAACCGAAAACAGGCAUGGUUCUGAGCAUCAUAUUCACGGAUACUCAUUUCCUGGAGAGAUCCAAAUGUACGGUUUUAACAGGGACUUAUACCACAAUAUGUCAGAAGCGCAACACAAAACACAGGGUAUAGUGGCUAUUUCGCUUAUGGUCCAGGUUGGGGAUAUUUCCAGUGACGAAAUAAGGCUUAUAACUAGUAAUUUUAAUAAAGUAAAGUACAAAGGAGAGUCAGCGCCAAUAGAGCACAUUUCAAUUAGAAGCCUUCUUCCAGCUACAGAACAGUUCAUGACCUACGAUGGUUCAACAACGCAUCCAGGCUGUUGGGAAACGACAGUAUGGAUAAUUAUAAAUAAGCCAAUUUAUAUGACAAAACAACAGUUCUACGCGCUCAGGAAGCUGAUGCAGGGCUCGAAGGAGGCCCCCAAGGCACCCCUGGGGAACAAUGCUAGGCCUGUACAACCCCUCCAUUACCGGACCGUCCGGACAAACAUCAAUUUCCAGAAUAAUCAAAACGUAAAUGUCACAUAUUUGCUUAAUAGUUCCUUCUCCGUAUUGACUUGAAUUUAUACCAAAAAAUAGAUUUGUCAAAUAGUAGUUUGUUGAUAAAUUAACUGUUUCUUAUUUCAUUUUUCUUCUUUUUAUUAGUAGCCUUGCAUGUUUGUACAUAUUGUAGUUUGCUUUUAAUGUGUUGAAGUAGUAGCUUUGAGCAUAUAAAUAAUACAUUAUCAUAAUUCC